Fulvia fulva is the source of this 489-nucleotide messenger RNA. RefSeq lists its product as uncharacterized. The coding region runs from base 1 to 489 and encodes 162 amino acids. NCBI's taxonomy places the organism in Eukaryota, Fungi, Ascomycota, Dothideomycetes, Mycosphaerellales, Mycosphaerellaceae. The transcript has a single exon. The record is from RefSeq and is a predicted model, not a curated record.
AUGGACAAAGUACCUAUGGAGCCAUGGAGCCAGGAGGUCGUAGUCAUCGUUCGCCAGUUUCAAGACAAAAAGGCAAGACUAAAGGGAAAGAGCCCUGUUCAGGUCAAAGAAGGAACGGGGGAGGUUGAUGACGAGAUGUCUCUCGAAGAAUUAUAUCGGGAGCUUCGCCAGCUUGCGCUGCUUUCGGUCGGCAUGAAAGCGGCGACACCAGGGUUUCAUGGCAGUCUGUCGCUGACUUCGCCUGGCCAUGCCACGGUGAUCUUGCUUAACGAGGAGGACUGGAAAAAGCAUAGAGAUCUGCUGAGACCACGUGGAGCUCGAUUGGUAAUAGAUUUUGACGUCGAAUCUCUGGAAGUCAAGGAGACGAAGCCAUCAAGCUGGUUGGAAAAGGCCAAGGGCAAAGCUAUGGCGAAGGUUGCAAAGGUCGAUGAGGCGAUUCGAAAGGAGAAAGAUGCUCAGCAGGAGCAGUUUAAGAAUUCGUGGAUGUAG